GUAGGGUUGGAGGCACUGAUUCUAGCAAUACAAGAGCAAGUCAUGAGUUCUACAGUGCAGGUGACAGCUUUGAUUUGCUUUGCCUACCUCGUUGGACCUGUGUUAGCAGCUAAUAGUUGCGAUUCGAUGAAAAUGAGCUCCUUAAACUGUGAUUCAUCUGAUUGUGCAUGUUUCUUCAACUGCACUAUUCCUCAAAAACCUAUUCAUUUUCAAUGCCCAAGAAUGCAUUUGUUUGAUAAGGAAACGUCAAAAUGCAGACCUUUCUAUGAAGUAUUAUGCGAUGCUCCAAUCAAAAGCGCCAAUGUGAUGAACGAUUUUGGUAAAUGCAAGAGGAUAUUGUGCUAUAUAGAUUUCAGCAAGUUCAAGGCCUUGACGUUUCAUCAAUCAGCAUGUACAGAUAUUGUCAUUACUGGCUUGCAUUAUUUUGAAUUUUAUCAAUCAUUUAUCAUAACCCAAACACGCAUCAUCAGUGAGAUGAAAAUACUUAACAGACAUCUCAGAAUCAUAGCAAAUGUCGAUGACCACAGUACGAAGGUAUUUAUGGACUUGACAAAAGCUAGAGGGGCUACUGGUGAUCUUGUAAGGGCAACGCAAAUGGCGAUUGCGGGGACUUUAAGAAACUUUACUUUUGAUGGACUGCUCCGCGAUAUCAGCGACUCGGAUGCAAGUACUAUAGAAACAUGGGUCAAGGAAGUAAGUGCUCUUUUCAAAGAGGAACAAGCAAACUCAGGCUUAAGGAAACUUGAUUUUCUGUUAAAGGGCCCUGCCAUGUUUGACAAAUUAAACUACACUCCUAAGACGCUAGCUCCAUUUGUCGACGCAUUCGUCUACGAUGCUACAGAUUUUCAAGGCAGUACACCAUCAAAAACUGCUAGCAUGACUCCUUCAGCGCUCGUAGAUCAGAACCUUAAUGCUUGGGUAAGUGCUGUUGGCAAAGACAAAGUAAUUAUGGCGAUCCCAUUCUACGGAGCAGGCUACACAUUAAGUGAUCCAAAGAUGACUAGUAUUGGGGCUGAAAUCGAAGGUCCAGCGCCCUCCCCAAUAUCAAAGAUGAUGGGCAGCAUCCCGUAUCCAGAAAUCUGUUUGAUAGCAUCCCAAUUCGGUGCUAAAAAAGUCAGUGCCACUGAUACUGACAACCCGUAUGUAUAUAAAGAUAACUUUUGGAUGACAUACGAAGAUCCAGGCAGCAUUGUCAAGAAGGUAAUGAAGUAUCGAGAAGCAGUUGCUGGAUUUGCUCUGAAACACAUAACUGAUGAUGAUGUCUUUGGCUUCUGUGGUCGCAGUUACGAAUUGCUACGAACUGUUUUGAGGGCAUGUGGGGGAAACGAUCCAUUUAUGUAGUUAUCACGAAUAUUUGUUAAAAAAUGACAUCACAUCUACAGAAACAAACCAAUCCCAACACAACUAAACAUCUUCACUUUACACGAAGAAACACAUCCGUAAGUUAUAUUCAAUCUACACAAAAUAAAAAAGAAAUCCUUAAAUUAUUUUCACUCUACACUCAUUUCUAAGUUUUUUGUUCACUACAAAAUAAAUAUAUACUUGAAGUUGUAUUUACUCUGCACAAAUAAACAUAAACAAAUACUCAAGUUA
Messenger RNA from Biomphalaria glabrata, 1593 nucleotides. RefSeq names its product chitotriosidase-1-like. The record is from RefSeq and is a predicted model, not a curated record. Gene Ontology annotation, biological process: carbohydrate metabolic process; chitin catabolic process. Lineage: Eukaryota; Metazoa; Mollusca; Gastropoda; Planorbidae. Bases 43 to 1341 code for a protein of 432 amino acids. Gene Ontology annotation, molecular function: chitin binding; chitinase activity. Gene Ontology annotation, cellular component: extracellular region. The transcript is spliced from 13 exons.